GAGAUGUGAGGACAAAACUAGAAGCCGCCGAAAUGAUUAUUGCUAGAUUUAUUUUUUCGGAAGCCAUUAAUAAACUACGGUUACUUCUCCCAGCGGACAUUGUACAACAGGCCAUGGAACGGAAGAGACAGAAUUCCGUGGCAGAAGAGAAACAAUUGGAUUCCGGCGCACUAAGGGAUAUUUUAUUGCAAGAAUACCGAUUUAUGAAUUCCAGUGCCGGACCAUCGACGUUAAGUAAAGACGAAGCGGUGGUCAAGACGGCAUUAGAAAAAUUAUUUUUAGAAAAUGUUGCACUGGAGACCGACGAAGAAACAGCAGAACUUGGAACCGGACUUCUCAAUUUAUUUGCGGAAGUCCUGGAUCAUCUUCCCGAUGCGCCUGAAAAAAGUCUAAGCUGCAUAGCAAAGUAUCUAAACGAAUGGGAAGUGCUACAUGGAAAAUUGAUCAAGCUGAACACUUCAUGAAAACACAGCAGAA
Paramacrobiotus metropolitanus is the source of this 477-nucleotide messenger RNA. RefSeq lists its product as uncharacterized. The transcript has 3 exons. The record is from RefSeq and is a predicted model, not a curated record. NCBI's taxonomy places the organism in Eukaryota, Metazoa, Tardigrada, Eutardigrada, Parachela, Macrobiotidae. The coding region runs from base 33 to 464 and encodes 143 amino acids.